AUGUCGGCAUCGAUACCCCAGUCAGAGCACGACCGCACGGUUGCGCAUGUGAACAAGGACCACGCCGAGGAUUUGUCCCUGUAUCUGCGCCACUUCAACGGCCUGUCCAUAAAAGACGCCGCCGACGCCGAGCUCGUGUCGCUGGACCUGGACCGCAUGCUCAUCCGCGCGGGACCCUCGCGCGCACUACACAAGGUCUCCUACUCGCCACCCCUGACCGACUGGGCGGACAGACGCGCCGUCCUGGUCGACAUGUCACGCACCGCCCGCGACGCCUCGUCCGGAGGCGCCCCGCCCCCGGACCCCGACCUGUCUCACGCCGACCCGGCCUCGCUGAUCCGCGCGCCCACCCUCGUCCCGGACGCGCCGGUCUACGGGCUCGUCAUCUUCCUGUUCGCCAGCGCCGCCGCCUGCCACCUAGGCUACGUCGAGCCCGGCACCAGCCUCUGGUCCAGCCCGCUGCUGGCCGCGUUCCCCGCUGGACCGGCCGGCUUUGUGCGCACCAUCAGGGCCGUCGUGGGGUUGAUCCUGGCCGUACACUUGGCAGAGGUCGCCUUCAUGGUCACCCGCCUGCGCAAGUACCGCAUGCCCCUGCUGUCGUCGGCCGGUCUGUUUUGGACCUUUUCCAUCUUGAUCGACGGCGUCUUUGGCUUUAUGAGGUUCAACAAGAUGAUCAAGGAGAAGAGGCUAGAGGCCGCCAGCAAGGCUGGGAAGAAGAACUGA
Pyricularia pennisetigena is the source of this 723-nucleotide messenger RNA. RefSeq lists its product as uncharacterized. The transcript has a single exon. Bases 1 to 723 code for a protein of 240 amino acids. Lineage: Eukaryota; Fungi; Ascomycota; Sordariomycetes; Magnaporthales; Pyriculariaceae. The record is from RefSeq and is a predicted model, not a curated record.